AUGGUGGUCGAAAAGACGGACUACCUCACCGGCCGAAACGUGCGCUACCUCCGGGUGGACACGCCUGACCUGCCCUCCUCUCAGCAGCAGAGCCAGGAGGAGGGAGAGGGCGGGGCCGGCGCCGGUGGCGGCGGGGGCACCCCCGCCGCCGCCGCCGCUGCUGCUGCCGGAGCGGGAGCGGGAGCAGGGUCGCGCACGCCGCCGCCGCGGGAAAACGGCGAAGUUGCGUUCGGCGGCGGCGGCGGCGGCGGCGGAUCCGGGGGAGCGAGGUCCGGGUUGGGCAGUAACAUGUCGUCGGGGAAUAGCGGGUGGGCGCCGGCGCCGGCUAACCUCAGCCCGAACGGGUUGUUCGGGGACACAGCGGCGUCGGCGGCGGCGUCGGCGUCGGCUCCGUAG
Messenger RNA from Ectocarpus siliculosus, 396 nucleotides. The record is from the annotation of a GenBank genome assembly. NCBI's taxonomy places the organism in Eukaryota, Phaeophyceae, Ectocarpales, Ectocarpaceae.